This is a messenger RNA of Porites evermanni, 3849 nucleotides long. NCBI's taxonomy places the organism in Eukaryota, Metazoa, Cnidaria, Anthozoa, Scleractinia, Poritidae. The record is from the annotation of a GenBank genome assembly.
AUGUUAGAAAAGGGCGCAUCCAUGGACGAAAUAGACGUACAAGGCAAAUCAGCUUUGAUGGUGGCGAGUCAAUGGGGUUUUAAAGACAGCGAAAGGCAUUUAUUUCUGUUCCAGUGGCAAACAAGAGCUGCUAAAACAAAGCCCAAGAGAAGGAGCAAGUCGUUGAUGAUGCAUCAACAGUUUGACUCGGCUUAUCCUACAUGGUUAAAAGGAAAAUACGCACAGGUUUACUUUUGUCAAACACUCCCCCCGGGAGAAUUUGCUGGUACGGGAAUCAGUGCCCCAAGGAGGAGGGCAAGAGAGCCCGAAAACCACUUACAGUACGAGGAAUCUUUUCUUGAACAAUCUUCUGACGAGUUACCUCCCAUUAGUGGAGCGGUAGAUUAUGAUGGUAAGUUCUUUUCGCACCAUGUAAGAAGGGGAAGUGAGCGAGAUGAAAGUUUUCGCCUGUUCUUGAAAACUUCCAUCCUGCCUCUUCUCCCGACCCGACUGACUGCCCCUUAGUCUCCGAGGAUGGGGAAUCCAGAUAUAUUCUAGGAUAUGUUUGCUUGUCAAAUCUGGUAUUCGAGACAUUUUUGCUUGUGGAAUCCAGAAUUCUGCGCUUUGGAGUCCCGAGGAUACAGCUCAAAGAAUCUGGAUCCCACUAACUGGAUUGAAAUCUCGAAUCCAACUUCCACUGACAAGGAAUCCGUCAUCCAGCACCUGAAAUCUACAAUCCACAGGGUGGAAUGCAGAAUCCAAGACUGUCCUGGAUUCCCUUUAAUACAUGCCCGGGCAAUUCUUUGGUGGGUGCUCAGAAUGUUGACUGUUCAAAAAAUUAUAACCAACUUGCGUUCUUGGAAACAAGUAGGAUAUGAGAACAGUCAACUCUCUCACACCAAGACAGACACAAUUAGGACCUGCAACAAGUGUCCAUCUUAGAGUAAUGUCAGUCAUACAGAGAGUCAAAUAUAUAUAGGAGUAAGGAAAGGAAGGGACCAGCUCUAGGUCACUGUCUGAUUUACUGAGGUGUAUGUUAAGAGAGAAAUGAAUGUACGCUGAAAAAAAAAAAAACAGUCAAAAUAGGACUCAAGAUCAAACUUGUUCAUUCAAGUUUUAUCCCUCCCCCUCUUAUGGAUCAAGGGCAUAAUUCCAUCAGGUUUUGAGUGCUUGUCCUCCCUUCAUCGGGUAAGGAGGAAGGGGUGGUUGGGUUGCAGACAUUAAUUCAACCAUUGCACCAAAGUGGGUGAUUAUGUCUAACCACAAGUGAACUAUGGGUCCAGAUGCUGAUUAGGAAAGACUUUCAGGAAGAUGGGUCACAACCAUUCUAUUGAUUAAUUGAAUAUCCAAUUCUAUGUCCCCAUAUUGACCAUGAAAGGCAGUACAGUCACCCCUACUCCAGGCCGAUGGUGAACACUGAGAAAAAAGGCAAUGUUUCUACAAGCCCUUAUUAAAAUUUUCAAAAACUGCAAAAUAAUAAAAGUAUGAAAUAAAAAAAUAAAUGAACAAGAAAGAAAACCCUUAAAUUUAAGUCUAUGAGUAUUCAGUUACAGAUAAACUUAGUUAAGAAAUGUCUUCUUUUUUUUUUGCUUUGGAUAACCAAUUGACUGGACAUGGCUCCCUCUUUUCAUUCCAACCAAUGACUUUUACAAUUCUGCCUUAUUUCCUUAUUUCCCCCUUAGUUACAAGGUACAGUAUGGGCGGGUCAGUGCGACCAGUGCUUCCACAGAUUAGGCCAUCAAAGGAAAGACUGGCAAGCAGGUACAGUGACCCCUGCAUUAUUUGUUGGCAAAUAAAAAUUAUAAGUAACAGAUUUAGAGCUAAUUUUGAACAACUGUUCUAUAUUUGCCUCUUGUCAAGCCACUAACCUGUGAUCAGCCUUUUGUUAUUACUAUUGUUGUUUUUAUUAUUAUUAUUAUUAUUAUUAUUAUUAUUAUUAUUAUUAUUUAUUUUUGAGAAGAGAGGAAAAAAGAAAGCCUUCCUUACCAUGAACGAAAUAUAAAGACAUAGGGAGAGUGAUUUCAGGCUAUCAAACUACAUGGCUUGCGCUGUCUACCAGAUUCUUAAGAAAUGGAAGACACCUUUAUCAGUCUUACGAAAAGGGUGAACAUUAAAGUUUUUGAGAGUGACAAUUUUUUCUUCACAAGGCUUUUUAGCCUCCAAAGAACCCCUGUAGUAGGACUGAAACAACUCGCACUACUCUUAGGUAAUAAACCUUGCUUAACUAUGACUGUCAUUGGGUACAACUACAGGGCUCAAUGUACCAAUUAAACACUUGCUUCCCAGGUAAAAAUUGCUUAAAGAGAAGUAUUUAAGGUUUGCUGGCACCAAUCUCACCAUAAAAACAAAGUUGUCAUUAAGAGCUAGGGGCUGGGGAUUUUCCCAAGCUACUAUGAAUGUGGCCCUUAAUUCUAGAACACAAUAAUUUUCAGUAAUUGUGUUAUCCAAUAAAGUCCUUAUAGUCAUUAUUAUUAUUAUUGGAAAAUAAAAGAAAAAUAGAACUAAAAGAAAUCCCUAGCCAUUUGAUUCCCCACCUACUUGUUGCAAUUACCCAGCAACUUGAAAUCUUAGUGACAACCCUGUGAAAAUCAAAAUUUUAAUAUAAGCCCACAAGGAGAAACAGAAACUCAAACAAGCGCACAGGGUGUCAACAUUGAUUUGUAUAAUCCGUAUAGAUUUUAAGGCCAAGACACAGAUGUCUCUCUCAGACUCACAAAACAAUGAAAAUCAAUCAAGGGCAGUUGUAUAAUUAUACUGGCUAUGAGUGUAGCAGCUUUUAAUAAUGUUCCAGCAGUGUCACCAAGUAAGAAUACAGUGAAACCUGUAUUAAGUAGACACUGUAUAAAGCAGACACCCUCUGUUAAGUGGACAGUAGCCGAAGUCCCCAAAUCUAUUUCCCUAAUACUUACUUUAAAUGAAACCUUUAUCAAUAAAAAGUACCUGAAAUGGUCAUUUCUAUUGCUGCCAAACUGUAUUAAAUUCCACCACCCAACAUGCCAGACACUGGAAAUGUGAAAGAUUGUGUUAAAUUGCCACCCACAAAUUUUUCGAUUUUUACGUUAAAACACGUGACUUGACAAACUUAUUUGAUUAGUAUCACAGUACAGUCUUGUUUUCUAUUUCAUUUUGUUUGCAUAGAUGAUUUCUUCAAAUUUGAGUUGCAAUCUAUGUUUAUGGUACUAUGAUCAGUUGGUCCACUUUGAUCAAGAAAUUAAUACAAAAGUAUAUCGUCAUAGUCUCUGGGAGUAUUCUAAACAUUUCCACUGUUCAUUUGAAUGGCAUUUGACACCUCAUACAUGUUAUCUAUUAAAACCUGUAUUAGGCAGACACCCUGUAUUUUAAAGCGGAUACUACAGCAUUACCCAGGGUGUCUGCUUAAUACAGGUUUCACUGUAUUCUAUUUACUUUUGUUGAACAGUUAGUGCAUGAAGGGAUGGGGAAUCAUUAAUGUGUACUUAUCUAUUGUACAAAGCACUUUUAAAAAUGAAAUGUCAGCUGAGAACAAAGCUUCAUGAUGCUUAUAUGGGUACCUCAUUUCUCUUUUUCAGUAAAUCUCAUGGGAGUUCAAAGUCUGCAACCUUUGAUGAGUGGUUGGAAGAAAAGAAAUCAAAGAAGCAGCAAAAACAACAAAAAGAAAAGGAAGACAAACUGAGAAAGCAAAUAGAACAGGAAAACAAGAGAUUAGCUAGGAUAGAGGGGCAAAAGAGCUUUGAGGACUGGAAAAAUUCCAAAUCAAAACAAAAACUUGACUUAUCUGCCUUGGAAAAGAAAAGAGACGAUAUCAUUCGAGAAGAGCCUGGGAGGCAUUAUAGUUUGAGUUUUGAACGGUGGUUGAGUAGAAAUCACGGUACUUUAGAUCUUUACUAUUAA